Messenger RNA from Molossus molossus (Pallas's mastiff bat), 1752 nucleotides. RefSeq names its product EI24 autophagy associated transmembrane protein (gene EI24). The record is from RefSeq and is a predicted model, not a curated record. Bases 196 to 1218 code for a protein of 340 amino acids. The transcript is spliced from 11 exons. Gene Ontology annotation, biological process: macroautophagy. NCBI's taxonomy places the organism in Eukaryota, Metazoa, Chordata, Mammalia, Chiroptera, Molossidae. Gene Ontology annotation, cellular component: endoplasmic reticulum.
GCGGGCGCAGCGGCCUCGGCCCUGGGAGCGCCCGGGCAGCAGCCCUCUGUCCGGCGCGGAGGAGAAUCCGAGCAGCCCGCGGUGGGCAAGGGGCCGGGCCGGAGCCGGGCGGCGGAGCUGCCGGGUUCUUCAUGAUGAAAGAUUUGGGGGUGCUUCUCUCUCCUCUAGGUAGUUGGUAGCUUGAGUGGUGAAGAGAUGGCUGACAGUGUCAAAACCUUUCUCCAGGACCUUGCCAGGGGAAUCAAAGACUCUAUCUGGGGAAUUUGUACCAUCUCAAAGCUUGAUGCUCGAAUUCAGCAAAAGAGAGAGGAGCAGCGUCGAAGAAGGGCAAGUAGUGUCCUGGCGCAGAGGCGAGCCCAGAGCAUAGAGAGGAAACAGGAGAGUGAGCCACGUAUCGUUAGUAGAAUUUUCCAGUGCUGUGCUUGGAAUGGCGGAGUAUUCUGGUUCAGUCUCCUCUUGUUUUAUCGAGUGUUUAUUCCUGUACUUCAGUCAGUAACUGCCCAAAUUAUUGGUGAUCCAUCUCUACAUGGAGAUGUUUGGUCGUGGCUGGAAUUCUUCCUCACGUCAAUUUUCAGUGCUCUUUGGGUGCUCCCCCUGUUUGUGCUCAGCAAAGUUGUGAAUGCCAUUUGGUUUCAGGAUAUAGCUGACCUGGCAUUCGAGGUGUCAGGGAGGAAGCCUCACCCGUUCCCUAGUGUGAGCAAAAUCAUUGCUGACAUGCUCUUCAACCUUCUGCUUCAGGCUCUUUUCCUCAUCCAGGGGAUGUUUGUGAGUCUCUUUCCCAUCUACCUUGUUGGUCAGCUGGUUAGUCUCCUGCAUAUGUCCCUUCUCUACUCACUAUACUGUUUUGAAUAUCGUUGGUUCAAUAAAGGAAUUGAAAUGCACCAGCGGUUGUCAAACAUAGAGAGGAAUUGGCCUUACUACUUCGGAUUUGGUUUACCUUUGGCUUUCCUCACAGCAAUGCAGUCCUCAUACAUUAUCAGUGGCUGCCUCUUCUCCAUUCUCUUUCCUUUAUUCAUUAUCAGCGCCAAUGAAGCAAAGACCCCUGGUAAAGCUUACCUUUUCCAAUUGCGCCUCUUCUCCUUGGUGGUUUUCUUAAGCAACAGACUCUUCCAUAAGACAGUCUACCUGCAGUCUACCCUGAGUAGCUCAACCUCUGCAGAGAAGUUCCCUUCACCACAUUCGUCUCCUGCCAAACUGAAGGCUGCUGCAGGCCACUGAGUCACCUGCCAUCCAGGGGGAAUGAGUGGGAUUGGAAGGAGGCUGUGCACCUCUUUCCUCUCACCUCCCCUACCAGGGAAGGCAGGACCCACUCUGCCAAGGGCCCUCUGCAUAUUCCCUUCUGAGGAAUUGGGAAUUUUGUCUCUGGUGCACGUAAGGCACAAUCCUCCUGACACCGGUAUGUGGAUUUUUAACACCCGUGAGUCUGAAAGGACCACAGGUUUUUCUGCAGCUCUUUUCUAGCAUUUGCCAGCCCCUGUGCCUGGACUGAUUUGAAUAAUUUUUCUCCCUGUGCCAUUUACCCUCCACUUGCCCUUCCUGCCUUCCAUCACCCUUGGAUGAAUGGAUUUUGUAAUUCUAGCUUUUGUAUUUUGUGGACCUGUUAUUUUUGUUGUUUUCUGUGAAGCACAUAUAUUGGAUGUGGGAGAUAAGGGAGUAUCUCAGUUGCUCCUGGUCACUCCCUUUAUAGCCAUCACUGUCUUGUUUCUUGUAACUCAGGUUAGAUUUUGGUCUCUCUUGCUCCACUGCAAAAAA